Messenger RNA from Porites evermanni, 657 nucleotides. NCBI's taxonomy places the organism in Eukaryota, Metazoa, Cnidaria, Anthozoa, Scleractinia, Poritidae. The record is from the annotation of a GenBank genome assembly.
GGAUCAUGGUUUACCACUUGUAUCCGUCUUUUAGACAAGUUAUAUUUCUUUUCGUUUAAUUUUGUUUGUUUUUUAACGCAAGACAUCUGUCAAGGGGUUUGUACGCAUCACAAUCCAGCUGCAACAACAAUAGCAACGUCAGGAGUAACCGCAGCCACUACGAAAAAAAGGACAAGUUUCAACAUAGCAGAUCCUACUUAUUUUUCUUCAGGUUUGCACAGUUAUAUGUAUCUUUAGUACCUUCACCGCAUGUUUUAUUAAGUCAUGCCAGCGUCCAUGAUUCACAGACACAUACUUCAAACCACGUAGAUGGAUGAAUGGAUGGCUAGAUAAACAACUAAUCAAAUAAAACAAAAAACUGAUACAAAUUAAAUCAACUGAUUUAAUAUCUGGAAAAAAAGAAGUAUAACUUGCCGCCGGUGGUCCUUGACUCUGACGUAAUCAUUAGGUGAUUUUCUAUUACUGAAGCCUAGUCGUGCAAUACGCCCUAGAAACCCAAGAAGUACGUAAUCAGAUAUUAACUAUUCUAUUCUUCUCUUGACAGAUAUUACGACUUUAGCGAAAACGUCGAGUUUAAGUGAGCGAAAAACUGCAAAAAAAGAUUCAUCCACAGUUGUCAUUGUAGCAGCGUCUCUAGGAACAGUGCUAUUUGUUGCA